AUUCACACUGGAGAAAAACCAUAUCAGUGCUCACAGUGUGAGAAGAGUUUUAAUCGACAGAGUAAUCUCAAAAAACACCAGCGCAUUCACACUGGAGAGAAACCAUAUCAGUGCUUACAGUGUGGGAGGAGUUUUAAUCAACAGAGUCAUUUUAAAAGACACCAGGGCAUUCACACUUCGGAGAAACUAUAUCAGUGCUCACAGUGUGAGAAGAGUUUUAAUCGACAGAGUAAUCUCAAAAUACACCAGCGCAUUCACACUAGAGAGAGACUGUAUCAGUGCUCACAGUGUGAGAAGAGUUUUUAUACACAGAGUGAUCUCAAAAUACACCAGCGCAUUCACACUGGAGAGAAACCAUAUCAGUGCUCACAGUGUGAGAAGAGUUUUAAUACACAGUCUCAUCUCAAAAAACACCAGCGCAUUCACACUGGAGAGAAACCAUAUCAGUGCUCACAGUGUGAGAAGAGUUUCAAUCAACAGAGUAAUCUUAAAAUACACCAGCGCAUUCACACUGGAGAGAAACCAUAUCGGUGCUCACAGUGUGAGAAGAGUUUUAAUCAACAGAGUAAUCUCAAAAUACACCAGCGCAUUCACACUGGAGAGAAACCAUAUCAGUGCUCACAGUGUGAGAAGAGUUUUUAUACACAGAGUAAUCUCAAAAUACACCAGCGCAUUCACACUGGAGAGAAACCAUAUCAGUGCUCACAGUGUGAGAAGAGUUUCAAUACACAGAGUGAUCUAAAAAAACACCAGCGCAUUCACACUGGAGAGAAACCAUAUCAGUGCUCACAGUGUGGGAAGAGUUUUAAUCAUCAAAGUCCUCUCAAAAUACACCAGCGCAUUCACACUGGAGAGAAACCAUAUCAGUGCUUACAGUGUGGGAAGAGUUUUAAUCAACUGAGUCAUUUUCAAAGACACCAGCGCAUUCACACUGGAGAGAAACCAUAUCAGUGCUUACAGUGUGGGAAGAGUUUUAAUCAACUGAGUCAUUUUAAAAGACACCAGCGCAUUCACACUGGAGAAAAACCGUAUCAGUGCUCACAGUGUGGGAAGAGUUUUAAUGCACAGAGUGAUCUCAAAGUACACCAGCGCAUUCACACUGGAGAGAAACCGUAUCAGUGCUCACAGUGUGGAAAGAGUUUCAAUGGACAGAGUGAUCUGAAAAAACACCAGCGCAUUCACACUGGAGAGAAACCAUAUCAGUGCUCACAGUGUGGAAAGAGUUGUAAUCGACAAAGUGCUCUCAAAAUGCACCAGCGCAUUCACACUGGAGAGAAACCAUAG
Trichomycterus rosablanca is the source of this 1284-nucleotide messenger RNA. RefSeq names its product zinc finger protein 271-like. The annotation marks the transcript as partial. The transcript has a single exon. Gene Ontology annotation, molecular function: RNA polymerase II cis-regulatory region sequence-specific DNA binding; DNA-binding transcription factor activity, RNA polymerase II-specific. Gene Ontology annotation, biological process: regulation of transcription by RNA polymerase II. Gene Ontology annotation, cellular component: PcG protein complex; chromatin; transcription regulator complex. NCBI's taxonomy places the organism in Eukaryota, Metazoa, Chordata, Actinopteri, Siluriformes, Trichomycteridae. The record is from RefSeq and is a predicted model, not a curated record.